AUGAUAGAUGCUGCAAGUGGAGGGGCACUUGUUAACAUGGCUCCUCAAAGAGCACAAGACCGUUUGGAGUCCCAAGGUAAGUUGUCAUCCCAAACUGAGCCUAAUCCUCGACACAAUGUAAGUGUUAUAACAUUGAGGAGUGAGAAGGUUUUGGAACCUGUACCUAGCACAAGUCGUGCCCACGAUGCUAGUCAAGAUGAAAAGAACCUUGACACAGAGGCUCUAGUGGAGUUAGCACCACAAAAAUCAUUUGCAGUACCACAUCCGUUUCCUGGAAAACUUGUCCAAUACAAGAAGGAGCGAGAAGAGAAGGAAAUCCUCGACACCUUUCGAAAAGUAGAAAUAAAGAUACCUCUUCUUGAAGUGAUUAAGCAGAUUUCACAGUAUGCAAGAUUCUUAAAAGAAUUAUGCACGAGUAAGAGGAAGCUAUUGGCCAAUGAAAAUGUGAGUGUCGGAGAAAAUGUCUCUGCCGUUCUACAAAGGAAAAUACCACCCAAAUGUAAAGACCAAUGUAUGUUUUCCAUAUCUUUCAAAAUAGGUAGUGUCGGUAUUAAAAAAACCAUGUGUGACUUAGGCGCAUCAAUUAAAGUUAUGCCUUUAUCAAUUUAUAAACUACUUGAUGUGGGUCCUUUGAAGGAAACAUGUGUAAUUAUUCAGCUUGCAGAUAGAUCUGUAGUGCAUUCGGAAGGAGUGCUGGAGGACGUUCUUGUUAAGGUAAACGAACUAAUAUUUCCUACAGACUUUUACAUUAUCAAUAUAGAGGAUGACAACUCGGCCAAUUCGUCUGACAUACUUCUUGGGAGACCAUUCUUGAGUACUGCGCGAACAAAAAUUGAUGUUUGGAGUGGAACACUCACCAUGGAAUUUGACGGUGACGUGAUUAGGUUUAAUGUUUAUGAGGAUAUCCCAACGAUAAGUUACAAAUCGUGCAUUGCAGGAAUGUAG
Molecule: messenger RNA, 945 nt
Organism: Gossypium raimondii (Peruvian cotton)
Lineage: Eukaryota; Viridiplantae; Streptophyta; Magnoliopsida; Malvales; Malvaceae
Exons: 2
Coding region: 1-945 (314 amino acids)
Source: RefSeq, a predicted model, not a curated record